Messenger RNA from Oncorhynchus gorbuscha (pink salmon), 1974 nucleotides. Its product is annotated as homeobox protein Hox-B10a-like. The record is from RefSeq and is a predicted model, not a curated record. Gene Ontology annotation, molecular function: RNA polymerase II cis-regulatory region sequence-specific DNA binding; DNA-binding transcription factor activity, RNA polymerase II-specific. The transcript has 2 exons. Gene Ontology annotation, cellular component: nucleus. Bases 46 to 1104 code for a protein of 352 amino acids. NCBI's taxonomy places the organism in Eukaryota, Metazoa, Chordata, Actinopteri, Salmoniformes, Salmonidae. Gene Ontology annotation, biological process: regulation of transcription by RNA polymerase II.
AGGAAGCUGCUCGCCAGACUCUUUUCGCGAAAAUAUGUCCUAGCAAUGUCAUUCUCUGAGAGAUUCGUUUUCACGGCGUCCUUGGUUAACUCUUUCGUGGACUGUCGUCCAAAGGAGCCCCCCUCUGUCGCCCACCCUGACCCGGACCGCAGAGUCCAACAUAACUGGUGUUCCGUGCCAAACACGGCCAUACCCGGGACAAUGAACCAGCACCAGCCGUUGCAGCCGCAAGAAGCUAUGGCUCAGCCUCGAUACCAAUACCACCAGGGAAUACUGAACUGGGACGAGCCACACUUGAGCCCGGUCCGAGUGCCGCAGGUCAGUGCUUGCCCUUACAGCGCGUCAAACAGAAAAGACGACUCCUCCUAUUUGCUGCUGGAACCGGACAACUACUCAAAACCGUCACCGGACGUGUCUGCCUUCACCAGACUAAUGUCAGAGAUGGGCUCCAUGACGGGUGGUUCUGGUCCAAUUCAGGGCUACUUCCGCCCGGAGCAGUCAUACUCCGGGUUCAAAGUCCAGGAGUACAACAACAGCGUGCACGGCUUGCACACGACCAAUCCACCGCGCACUCCCCACUCAGUCUCGAGCCAUUUGUACCACUUGAGCUUCCCGGUGCUGCCAUAUCCAGACACUGACAUCAAGCGCGUUAUUGAUGACUUAGCGUUGGGCAGCAGUGAGUGUCCAGCCCAGAGAAGCGACAGCAGCAGCAUCACCCUGGCCAGCAGUCAGACCAACACGGAAGACUUAGUCAUAGGUUUACGGCGAGACAAGCCCCCAUCAGACUUACCCAAGGGCGAUAAAGGUCCCAGACAGGAGUCGCAAGAGGAUGCAACAUUCGAAAAUGAUGCAACCUGUGGAUGGCUGUGGGCGAAGGCGGGGAGGAAGAAGCGCUGUCCUUACACCAAAUACCAAACACUGGAGCUGGAAAAGGAGUUCCUCUUCAACAUGUAUCUGACUCGCGAUCGCCGCCUGGAGAUCGCUCGCAGUGUCAACCUCACUGACCGUCAAGUCAAAAUCUGGUUCCAGAACCGCCGCAUGAAGAUGAAGAAGAUGACACGGGAACACAGAACCAGGGACUCGGUCACACAUUUCCCAAUCUGAUUCCUCUCAAACAUGGUGUGCAGAGACAGGCCUACAUGUACGUGACACGAGAUGACGCAACGUCAAUAAUAGGAUGGACCAUAUACUGAAGGAUGUGGUAGAGGCCCUGAUCUGAAGGGUAACCUGGAUGAAAGUACUAUCUAUGUCCUAUACACUUUGCAUGAGGAUGUGGUGGCUGUUACCGGUUACACUUGCGUUUUUCCACGAAGGAGACAUAUCGGCGAAGCUUUUUCUUUCUCCAUACCCCUGUCCCGCAACACCCUUCAUAAAAGCACUUUAUUUGAUUAUUGUCUUGUAGUUGUUUGUUGAUAGCUCAAUAGAAUGAUUGCAACGUUGCUUAAUUUGUAUUUUUGCCAGACAUAGGCUACUGUCUUGAAUCGAAGACUAUUGUUUACAGUUCAUGCUAGGCUAUGGGAAGCCAAUUUGAAAGGAUCACUUUAUUUAGAACGUGAGCACUAUUUUAUUUAUUUGCGGACGCAAUUGUAUUUGUAAGCUUUGAAAAAUGUGCACCAGUAAGCACAAUAUUUUGAACUUCAAUUUUGUAAAAUAGGAAGGAUUUAAAACAUUAUUUCUUGUUUAUACGGAGUUCUUUUUCAGAUAGCUUGACUUGAAACAAAGAGUGUGUUGAUUACAAUAAUGCAUGAUUGGAUGUAUAAAAAUAAAAAACAUGUUUUCUAAAUGAGAGCAUUUGAAUUAAAGGUUACUCUUUCCGUGAAAUAGGGAAACGUUUUCUUACGCACAUGAGCCCUUGACGUUCCAAAAGGCAAGCCUGGGAUAGAAUAUAUAUUUUUGUCUUGUAUUAUCAAUGUUUGUUUUUAUAUAGUUUCGCCACUUCACUUCUGCUUCAAUAAAUAUUCCCCAGUUCCCAUA